Messenger RNA from Serinus canaria (Common canary), 2061 nucleotides. It is a transcript of the gene TCAIM, whose product is annotated as T cell activation inhibitor, mitochondrial. Bases 283 to 1752 code for a protein of 489 amino acids. Gene Ontology annotation, cellular component: mitochondrion. NCBI's taxonomy places the organism in Eukaryota, Metazoa, Chordata, Aves, Passeriformes, Fringillidae. The transcript is spliced from 12 exons. The record is from RefSeq and is a predicted model, not a curated record.
GCCGGGCGGGGGCCCUCGGAGCGCCUCUCCGCGAGGGGAGGGCAUGAGCGAAGGCAGCGCGGCCCGCCGCCCACCUGUGUGGGGGGUCCGCUCGGACGGCGGCCGGAGGACGUGCUCAGACCAGUGCAGCUGAUUCCCUUCCGAGCAGUGAGCGAGUCACGUUCACCCGAGCUUAUUUUCUGAGCGCUGUCAUCUUGCUUUUCACGCUGUUAUCUCCGUGCUGCCUCAAGUGUAGUGAGUUAGUGGAUGGCUGAAAUUUGGCUCAACCAUUAAGUUGCUGAAAUGUUUUGCUGCUUGGGAACCGUGAGAAGGUUAUGUCUGGACAAGGUAUUGCUGCAGUGCAUUCUUCAGUCAAGAACUUUGUCAGGCGCUGAUGCCAUCAAUGCUCUCAGACCUUUCUAUUUUGCUGUACAUCCAGAUUUCUUUGGCCAGCAUCCCAAAGAGAGGGAAGUAAAUGAAAACUCUCUGAAGAGGCUAAAUGGCUACUUGGAGAACCUACAGAAACCAGGAUUUCGUUCCUUUAAGCCAACUCAGCUUACUUUUUAUGUAAGAGAAAGAGAACCAAACUCUUCUAAUGUUCAGGAAUCCUUCAGUGCUUCAGGGUUUCGAGCGGUCAGUUUUACGUUACAUACUAGGGAUCUCCUGAGCACAGUACUAGAUAUUCUCAACUCCUGCAGUCUAUCUACAGAGCAUGUUCAAAGUUUGAAUGUGAGCUCUCAGCCUCACAAGGAAACAAAAAGCACAGUAAACAGACCUAUCAAAUGGGAUAAGACUUAUUAUUCAUUUACUGGAUUCAAGGAUCCUGAGGAGGAGCUAGAGCAAGCCCAGAGAGUGGAAACAACUUUACUGUCCUGGCUAGAUGAUAAUGAAGCAAGUGCAGUAAAAAAGCUGAAAAAGAGUUUGCCGCUUAGAAAAGAAUUAGAACGUUUAAAAAUUGAACUUUCUCAUGAACUCCAGCUCUCAGAUAUCAGGUGGCAGAGAAGCUGGGGCAUUGCUCACCGCUGUAGCCAGCUACACAGUCUGGGUCGCUUGGUCCAACAGCGACCUGAAAUAUUAGAGAAUGUUAAAGGACGCACGGUGGUAUUUACAGACCGCUCGGGUAUGAGUGCAGCAGGUCACAUAAUGCUGGGGACCAUGGAUGUUCACCAUCACUGGACCAAAAUUUUUGAGAGACUGCCAAAUUAUUAUAAGCUUCAAAAAAGGCUGCUGCUUUUGGAAGAUCGGAUAAGCCAACUUCUGGGAGGCAUCCAAGUAAUAUAUGUUGAAGAACUGCAACCUCUGUUGACUCUAGAAGAGUACUUCGAGACUCUGAACUCUUUCUAUAAUAAACUACGUGACAGCAGAUUACCUUUUCAUCCUCGCAGUCUGCGAGGCUUGCAAAUGAUUCUGGAAAGUGACAGAUAUGCACCAAGCUUACAUGAACUUGGACACUUUAUGAUCCCAACAGUCUGUGAUCCAGCAGCUCUUCAAUGGUUUAUUUUUGCCAAAGCACAGGAAGCAAGAGAGAAUUUGAAAAGAAAGGAGGAGAUGAUGAUUACAGAGAAGGAGCUAAUCAAUACUUCCACUGAAAGAUUUUCUUUGGAUCGGCUGUAUAAGGAGCCCAGUGUUUCCAGUGCACAGAUGAUAGAUUGUUGUAAGCGGCUGCUGGAGGAAUCCUUACCCUACCUACAAGGCAUGCACCUUUGCGUUUCACAUUUCUACUCUGUGCUGCAGGAUGGAGACCUCUGUAUACCUUGGAACUGGAAAAACUGAGGGAUGUAUCUGAUAAUCAGAUGAAUUGUUUUAUUUUCUGUAAGAGGUUAUAAAUAUGAAUGUUUUUAAGAGUAAAUUAUUUAAAUCUGUAUUUUGAUAUCAGUAUUCAGCUCACAAAUUUUCUUCCAACUGCUGCUGAGGAAGGAUUGCAGUUCUAGACAAUUUGUACAGUGCGCAGUAUUGGUAGUCCUGGGAAAAACAUCUGUACGUUAUCCAUACUACUGUAGGAGUCCCAGUGUAUGGUUACAGUUGUGAAACCACGUUUUGUAGUGAAUUCUAAAAAUAAAUUAAAUUUCAAGUCUGUAAAAA